GACCUUGGCUCCAUCUCCACCACUGUCCCCAAAUCCAUGGCCAAUUCCCUGAGCAACACCAGGGCCAUUUCUUACUCAGGAUGUGCUGCCCAGAUCUUCCUUGUUUUCUUCUUCUUUGGAGGAGAGUAUUCUCUCCUCACAGUCAUGGCGUAUGACCGCUUUGUUGCCAUCUGCAGACCCCUGCACUAUGGGACCAUCAUGGGCAGCAGAGCUUGUGUCCAAAUGGCAGCAGCUGCCUGGGCCAGUGGUUUUCUCCAUGCUCUCCUGCACACUGGGAACACAUUUUCAAUACCACUCUGCCAAGGCAACACAGUGGACCAGUUCUUCUGUGAAAUCCCCCAGAUCCUCAAGCUCUCCUGCUCAGAUGUCUACCUUAGGGAAGUGGGGAUUCUUGUGGUUACUGCGUGUUUAUUCUUUGGGUGUUUCGUUUUCAUUGUGCUGUCCUACGUGCAGAUCUUCACUGCUGUGCUGAGGAUCCCCUCUGAGCAGGGCCAGCACAAAGCCUUUUCCAUGUGCCUCCCGCACCUGGCCGUGGUCUCCCUGUUUCUCAGCACUGGCAUGUUUGCCUACCUGAAGCCCCCCUCCCUCUCCUCUCCAUCUGUGGAUCUGGUGGUGGCUGUUCUGUACUCGGUGGUGCCUCCAACAAUCCCCAAAGCCCAGUGA
Molecule: messenger RNA, 663 nt
Organism: Dromaius novaehollandiae (emu)
Lineage: Eukaryota; Metazoa; Chordata; Aves; Casuariiformes; Dromaiidae
Product: olfactory receptor 14A16-like
Exons: 2
Biological process (GO): G protein-coupled receptor signaling pathway
Cellular component (GO): membrane
Molecular function (GO): G protein-coupled receptor activity; odorant binding; olfactory receptor activity
Source: RefSeq, a predicted model, not a curated record